AUGUCACUUAUUCGUGAAAUGGAAGACGAGGUUGAACUAUGCAAGAUCCAGGGGUUAGAACUAAUAUUGAAAUCAAUAAAUUGUGAAAAAUAUGUAUCCAAAUUCGAAAAACAUGGAAUUAAUGAACAUACGUUAAUUCUUUUGUCAGCGGAUGAUCUCAGGACCCUGGAUGUUGAUAAUAAGGACAUUUAUACUAUAUUGAGUGCAAUAAAUAUACUCAAUAAAACAUUGAAGAACUGUGAAAUAAGAUUAUCAAAUGAUGAAAUUCAACAAAUACAAUCCAACAUUUGUGGGCAACUUGGAUAUAUUGCUUUAGCUUUAAGUCAUAUACAUAAUUCAAUCACUAACGAUGAAAAUAAUUUAAGUGAUAUGUUAAUUGAUAACCAUAUAUCAGCAAUUGAUGCAGCUUUAAUGUUAAAGCCUUAUAUGAGAGCAGAAGAAAAAAACAUUGAAAAUUCAUUAAAAAAUGUUUUUAAGAUUACAACAAGAAGAAAAACUAUCAUGAUUACUACGACAAUGUGUAUGGUCCUCGUAUUUGGUCUUACAUUUCGACGUCUAAAUUAUUCAUUAAACUUUAAUGCUAUAUUCUAA
Molecule: messenger RNA, 591 nt
Organism: Macrosiphum euphorbiae (potato aphid)
Lineage: Eukaryota; Metazoa; Arthropoda; Insecta; Hemiptera; Aphididae
Source: the annotation of a GenBank genome assembly